Messenger RNA from Nelumbo nucifera (sacred lotus), 1735 nucleotides. RefSeq lists its product as uncharacterized. The record is from RefSeq and is a predicted model, not a curated record. Lineage: Eukaryota; Viridiplantae; Streptophyta; Magnoliopsida; Proteales; Nelumbonaceae.
UCAGCUGCUGUCCUCCAGCCCUGAGCCUAAAAUUAUUCAUUCUCUAAUUUAAUAUUCAGAUCCUUUGUGUAGCUUCAGAAGAUUUCACGGUGGAUUAGCGACAAAUAAGCUCUGCAAUUAAUGGAAUUCAUAUCUCCAUUCCCCAGAAGACCCACAAAUCCCAAAUCCAAAUAGUUACAAGGCUAGCCUCCACUGAAACUUCAUCUCCCCAAAUGUUUCAUAGCCUUCAGUUCAUGUCUGUCUAGAGCAACCCAGCUUACAAGGAAGAGAAACCAAAAGAAGAAAACCUCCAUUUCAGCUCUGAGACCAGUUACCAGUUUCAUUUUCGUAUCUUUUCUUCAAUAAUGGCAGAAACUGAAAAUCCUAGAAAACCCAGCAAGAAAACCCACCAGGAUCAGAAUCUGCAGUCCCAGAAACCAACGGAAAAGCCACCCCCUUGGGCAGUUGUUAGGAGUCUGUUUACAUGUAAGCAUCUCCAACCAGUUGAACAGCAAGCUGUGGAGGGGAAUGGUAAAAAGCACAAGAAGAUGAAGUGUUCUGGUUCUCUCUGUAACAACACGAAAGUAAUGCAAAGGCCUGAAUCGUCUUCUCCUGAAGACUGUAAGAAGUGGGCUUCAAUAUGUUCUUCAACCACCACUGCUUCUAGCAGAUCCUUGAAGGUUCCUUUGAAUGAGAUCAAUGGAGCUGUACCUACUCCUUCUUCUUCUUCUUCGUCAUCCUCGUCUCUGCUGUCUUCUGGUUCUUCUGUUGGUGGGUCAUUUAGGAGCAUGCCUUUGAGGAGACUCUCCGGUUGUUAUGAGUGUAGAGCAGUUGUUGAUCCCAUCAGCGGAGUCCCCAAAGAUCCUGCUCUUAGAACUACUGCUUGUUCUUGUCCUGAAUGUGGAGAGAUUUUCACGAAAGCUGAGAAUUUAGAAGCCCACCAAGCUGUUCGACAUGCAGUAUCCGAACUGGGUCCUGAAGAUACCAGCAGAAACAUAGUAGAGAUUAUAUUUCAAUCAAGUUGGUUAAAGAAACAAGCUUCAGUUUGCAAAGUAGACAGGAUCCUGAAGGUUCACAACAGCCAGAAGACCAUCACCAGGUUUGAAGAUUACAGAGAAUCCAUUAAAGCCAAGGCAAGCAAACUUGCAAAGAAGCACCCAAGAUGUGUAGCAGACGGCAAUGAGCUCCUAAGGUUCCACUGCACAACCUUUGUCUGUUCAAUUGGUAUGAAUGGGUCCUCCAACCUCUGCAAUUCAAUCCCCCAAUGCAACGUCUGCAGUAUCAUAAGAAACGGGUUCAAGAUCCCAGCCGGCGAUGCCGGCAGCGCGAUCUGCACAACAGCCACCAGUGGAAAAGCACACGACAACGCUCAAAUAAAGACCGACGACGACAAGCGGGCAAUGUUGGUCUGCAGAGUGAUCGCCGGCAGGGUGAAGAGGACCCAGGACACCAAUUCAGAAGAGAUAAUGAACCAAAAGAAUUCCGAAGAGUUUGAUUCAGUCGCCGGCCCGACCGGAAUCUACUCGAAUUUGGAUGAGUUGUAUGUGUUCAAUCCCAAGGCUAUAUUGCCAUGUUUUGUUGUCAUUUACAGAGGCUUUUAGUGGUUCAAAGCUCUGCUAUUUUACACACACAUUUGGCUAAGUAAUCCUUGUUUUUGUUGCUCAAUUUAUCAUGAUUCAAUACGCAUUUCGCCUUUUUACUUGUUCUGUAAUUUUGUUCUCUUGCUAGUUCAUUGAUUUACUGCAAUUCUGGAUCU